AUGACAACGCUCAACGGCGGGCGCAACGUCAAUGAUGCCGGCUCUCGGCUGGUUGAACUUCGAGAUGGACACGAAAUCAUAGCACUGGCAACCGAAGAUCCAGCGCAACUCAGUGCGCCCUCAGCGCCCAAAAGAUACGCAUUGCCAGCAGACUGGGAGCAGCACAGAGAGACAAUUCGCAGGCUGUAUCUUGAUGAGAAUAGGACUUUAAAUGACGUGAUGCAUAUCAUGGAACACGACUAUAACCACCGCGGCAGUAGAAAACAAUACAAGACCAAGCUUCGAAAAUGGGAGUUAGACAGAAAGUAUAAGAAACGCCAAAACGCACAAAAUAAAGAAACCAAGAGCAACAGACACCGCUCAAGAGCAGGCCAGCCUUCAACUGCUUCAUUGGUUAACUAUGAAUCCCAAACACAUGAGGCGGAUGCUACCAGCGAUAAUUGCAUCCAAGGUCCGGAUAUUGAAAUCGCCAAUGACGCUUUUCCAGAACUCGCUGAUGCUGGAAGCCUUGCCUCAGAUCUCUAUGAAGAUCCCAGUAGAAUAAAUGCUGCUAACCCAAUAUUCCAAUAUGCGGAUGCGAAUGUGGAGUAUCCUGAUUUUCAGCCUCUGAACGAUUCGAACACCGGGAUUGAAUUAUUUGGCAACCUUUCUCCAAGAGUCCCGGUAGCAAACCUCUCAAUUGAACACGUCAUUGAAGAUCCUUACCUGAAUCUUGAUGGAAACCAGCAAUCUAAAGAUCUUGAUGACGUCCGGGCCGGCAUUCAAUCUCCUCAAAAUAUGAAUGUGACGUCAACAGGGAACAGGGAACAUCAGCAACCUUCUUUUUCUCAUAGGCAGUCUCUAGCCAUGUCGCAGGCCGUCGGAAUUCGAUCUGGUCGAUCAGCCACUCCGCCGCUGUCGAUUGAUGAGAAAAUUCUCUCCUUAGCUCAACAGCACAUUGAGACAUCCUUUACCUACCGUAUUUGGAAGCUAGAUAGCAACGGUACCUGCACGAGUAUAAACUGUACUAGCGACGGCCUCGAGCUUCCAGAGACCUUUUUUGAUUUGAUACGUUCUGCUCAUUUGCUACUUGAGCAAGGGUCAACCAACGAAGGAAUCCAUGUUGUGUCGAAAGCCUUCGCUUUAGUCAAACCUAUCAUCAAGAGUGGGAAUGUUCGCGCUCUCAACUUCUUCUGGGCCUCUCUGGUGUUUCUCGUGCAGUUUGGUCAUGUCGAUAUUGUUAUCCGUCUUAUGAGACAUAUUUACGAGAUGGCUAAGAUUCUUCUUCUUCCUCAGCAUCCCGUUGUACAGAUCUUCAAGCUGUUAAAUGGCAUCGACGUGUCAAAACUCGAGGACUUUGUGCACAGAAGUUGGCAAGCAACCGCCGAUGAGUUCCAAAAGCAACUUCCUCCGCUUCACCCAGAGUAUAUUCGCCAUCAAUGCGAUCUGAUUUUCCGAAUAUACGGUACAAGAGACGCGGCUACCGGCGAGCAAAGGCUACUUCAACUGCUAAAGAGCUGCGAUGAGACACCGCAAACGAAGGAGCUCAGUCACCUGACGGUCCUCAACGCCAUUGGGUACAAUUUUAUGAAUUCCAAAAAGUGGGCGGAAGCGGUGAACAUCGGCGUCAAACUCGAAGACCGCGCCCAACGUGCAGAUGAUAUCGAUCUUCUUGUGUAUAAAAUCGGAGGCAUGGAGAUCCAGGCUCGAGCUUACAAUGAGCUAAAGCUGGUUGAGCCAGCGGUGAAAUGUUUAAAACAGGCUAUACCAUUGAUUGCCAAAGAAUGGGGGCAGGAUGAUCCCUGGAGGAUUGAGCUUAUGACUCUACAGCAGAAAUGGCUUCGCGAAAACAAUGAUGCUAUGGCUGCAGAUGAUAUAAAAGAAGAAAUCAGGACUAUUACUGAAAGUAUCGAUACUGACUAG
Messenger RNA from Fusarium fujikuroi IMI 58289, 1902 nucleotides. RefSeq lists its product as uncharacterized. The record is from RefSeq and is a predicted model, not a curated record. The transcript is spliced from 2 exons. NCBI's taxonomy places the organism in Eukaryota, Fungi, Ascomycota, Sordariomycetes, Hypocreales, Nectriaceae. Bases 1 to 1902 code for a protein of 633 amino acids.